AUGAUCGACAAUGGUUCGGCUCUCAAUGUAUGCCCUGUUUCCACCCUGAAGCAGAUGAAUGUGGAUCUGAAUCGUAUUCGUCCAAGCAAGACAGCGGUUCGAGCCUUCGAUGGCUCGCGGAGAGAGGUGAACGGAGAGAUCGACCUUCUGAUCGAGGUAGGUCCAUGUUCAUUCAAUGUCACUUUUCAGGUGCUCGACAUCCCCAAUGCCUUCAGCUUGCUGCUCGGGAGGCCAUGGAUCCAUUUUGCGGGCGCAGUCCCCUCCACCUUGCACCAAAAGCUUAAGUUCAUCGUGGAAGAGCGACUCAUCACGAUCAAAGGUGAGGAGGACUAUGCGAUUUAUAAGGAGACGGCUGUCCCCUACAUCAAACUCCUCGAAGAGCCCCAACCCAUAUACUUCGGGGAAGGGCUCGACGAGGACAGUCGAGUGCCUGAGAUAGAGGAGAGUUUGCACCGCCUCGAGAACCGUCAACUCACCUCAGUUGAGCCAACAGAAGAAAUCAACAUAGGCACUGAAGAGGAGCCUCGCACGCUAAAGAUCGGGACGGGCCUCGAUCCAACACAACGAGCUCGGAUGAUCGAUUUCCUGAAAGACUACCAAGAGGUCUUUGCCUGGUCCUACGCCGACAUGCCGGGCUUAGAUCCGUCGAUAGUCAAGCACUCUCUCCCACUCGAUACAGAGAAUUUCCCGCCCAAACGGCAACACCUACGGCGGCAGCGAGCCGGCCUUCUCCUCCGCAUCAAGGAGGAGGUCGUCAAGCAGAUAAAUGCGGGAUUCCUAGAAGUCUGCAAUUACUCUGAAUGGGUGGCAAACAUCGUGCCCGUGGAGAAGAAGGACGGAAGGGUCAGGGUUUGCGUCGACUACCGGGACCUCAACAAGGCUAGUCCUAAAGACAACUUCCCUCUGCCUCACAUCGACGUCUUGGUCGACAACACUGCGCGCCACAAUCAGUUCUCCUUCAUGGAUGGCUUUUCGGGGUAUAACCAAAUCCGGAUGGCCGAAGACGACAAGAUCAAAACGACUUUCAUCACGAUGUGGGGCACAUUUUGCUACAAGGUCAUGCCCUUCGGGCUCAAAAAUGCCGGGGCAACUUACCAACGGGCAAUGGUUACGCUCUUCCACGACAUGAUGCAUAAGGAGAUCGAGGUCUACGUCGACGACAUGAUCGCAAAGUCCAAGGAGGGAGAGGAUCACCUCGUCAAUCUGAGGCGUCUCUUCGAACGUCUCAAGAAGUACAAGCUUAGGCUCAACCCGGCCAAGUGCACAUUCGGCGCGAAAUCCGGAAAACUGCUAGGAUUUGUGGUCAGCGAACGAGGCAUCGAGGUUGAUCCUGACAAGGUGAAAGCGAUUAGGGAGUUACCUCCGCCAUCAACAGCGCGCGAGGUACGGAGCUUCUUAGGACGACUGAACUACAUCGCGCGUUUCAUCGCGAACUUAUCAGAUAAGUGUCAACCCCUCUUCCGGCUGCUUCGUAAAAAUGCAGCAAUUGAAUGGGACGACGACUGUCAGAAGGCCUUUGACGAUAUUAAGACAUACUUAGUUCAGUCGCCGGUGUUAGUCCCGCCCAUACCAGGUCGACCUCUCAUUCUUUACCUGACAGUGCGCCGGCAAUCAUUGGGGUGCAUGUUGGGGCAAGAAGAUGAGUCCACACGCGCAGAACAUGCCAUCUACUAUCUGAGCAAGAAGUUUACUGAAGGGGAAUCCAAUUACCCGGAGAUCGAGAAGAUGUGCUGCGCACUGGUGUGGAUCAUGCAGAGACUUCGACAGUACACUCUCUAUCACACUAUCCGCUUGCUGUCAAAAGCGGAUCCCCUGAAAUAUCUACUUGGUAGCCCAUCCUCCAUGAGGAACAUUGCAAAGUGGCGCUGUCAACUGACGGAGUACGACAUCGAGUAUGUGCCCCGCACAUCAGUCAAGGGGCAAGCAAUUGCAGACCAUUUGGCAGAAUUUCCCAUCGAGGAUGACACGCCGAUCAACUCCGACUUUCCAGACGAAGGGAUCCUCCGAGUAGAUGAGGAGGAGGAUGGGACCGUGUGGAAGAUGUAUUUCGAUGGCGCGGUGAAUUCCACCGGUUCUGGUAUCGGCGCAGUGCUGAUAUCCCCGGACGGACGUUAUUACCCGAUUGCAGCAAAAGUUAAUUUUCUCUGCACCAAUAAUGUGGCCGAAUACGAGGCAUGCAUCCUUGGCUUGCAAGCAGCAAUUGACUUCAAGGUGAAGGAGCUAGAAGUGUUCGGAGAUUCAAUGCUCACAAUCUUCCAGACGUUAGGGCAAUGGAAGACGAAAGACGCAAAGUUAGUACCAUACCACGAGUAUCUCGAGGAGUUAGCGGAGAACUUCAAGAAAAUCUCGUUCACCUACACGCCACGUAUCAAGAAUCAGUUUGCAGAUGCACUCGCGACAUUGGCAUCAAUGGUGAGCAUUACAAAAGAAAACCUCAUCGAGCCACUUGAGAUCGAGAUUGCCAAAGGCCCGGCUUACUGCGACACAAUCGAGACGCGAUUUGCCAACCGUCGGGACCGGAAAACACUUAGGCGACUCGCAACGCAUUACUUCCUGAGCGGAGAGACUCUCUACCGCCGUUCCUUCGACGCCACACUACUCCGGUGUGUUGACGAAAACGAGGCACAACGCCUCAUGGGAGAGAUACAUGAAGGGAGCUGUGGACCCCACAUGAGCGGUCUCAUGCUCACCAAGAAACUCAUGCGCCUAGGUUACUUUUGGUCCACCAUGGAGGCCGACUGCGCCAAACACGUCAGACACUGCCACUUGUGCCAGGCCUAUGCCGAUCAGAUCAAAGCACCCCCCAAUGAGCUACGCCCGAUGGCGGCCCCGUGGCCCUUUUCAAUGUGGGGCAUCGAUGUGAUCGGCCCUAUCAAUCCCAAAGCAUCCAAUGGACACAUGUUCAUUUUGGUGGCAAUUGACUACUUCACCAAAUGGAUCGAGGCCAUAACGCUCGCUUCGGUCACCGCAAAUGCCGUGGCACGUUUCCUUAAGCGCGACAUCAUCGCCCGAUAUGGAGUCCCCGAGACAAUCAUCACCGACAAUGCCAAGAACCUGAACAACAGGAUCAUCGAUGACCUCUGUGAGCGAUUCAAAAUACACCAUCGCAACUCUACGCCAUACCGACCCCAAAUGAAGGGUGCGGUGGAAGCUGCGAACAAAAACAUCAAGAGGAUCAUCGAGAAAAUGACGGUGACCUACAAGGAUUGGCACGAGAUGCUCCCUUUUGCGCUCUUGGCAUAUCGAACGUCCAUCCGCACUUCAACCGGGGCAACUCCGUAUUCCCUAGUCUACGGCAUGGAAGCAGUCCUCCCAAUCGAAGUGGAGAUUCCUUCCAUGAGGAUCCUCGCCGAGUCCAAGCUCGAAGAAGCAGAAUGGGCGAAGCAGCGCUACGAGCAGCUCAAUCUCAUUGAUGAGAAACGGCUAACAGCGCUCUGCCACGGUCAAUGCUACCAACAAAGAAUGGCUCGAGCGUUCAAUGCAAGGGUUCACCACCGCGAAUUCCGCCCCGGUGAUCUCGUCCUACGAAAGGUCUUGCACAUCACACCUGACUCUCGGGGCAAGUUUGCAUACAAGUAUGAUGGACCUUUCGUCGUCAGGGAAGUCUUCUCCGGAGGGGCAAUUAUCUUAAGCGAUAUGGACGGGACCGAAAACGCGCUCCCGGUCAAUGCCGAUGCCCUUAAGAAGUACUACCCUUAA
This is a messenger RNA of Punica granatum (pomegranate), 3699 nucleotides long. NCBI's taxonomy places the organism in Eukaryota, Viridiplantae, Streptophyta, Magnoliopsida, Myrtales, Lythraceae. The record is from RefSeq and is a predicted model, not a curated record.